CACACACACACACACUUUAUAAAUGGUUCAUAAAAAAAUCCAGACUCGAUUUCAUAAUUCUCAGAGCUUUGUUCAACCAGGCAAAAUUUAACGUUUAGAAGGCAGCUCUGUUGCUUCACCUCUUGUGCAUGUAGUCUGAUGUAUUAUCUGGUUACUACACUAGAAAACAGGAUGGACUCUGAGAACCAGCGUGUUACCAGAAGACAAGGAAACCACAUCUGAGGUUUUUUUUUUUUUUGUGUGUGUGUGUUAUAGACAGAUCAGGAAGUAACUACAGUUGAUGUUUGAAGCUGCCUUGCUUCCUGAGUCUAGAUUUCUUUUUGACUCACGUGCGUUUAUACUAAAACUACGGCAUUAAAGCGAAACCAUCAGAGGAAAUUCAGCAUAUGUAGGGUCUGAGAUGAUGAUUUCCACACCAAAACUACAGCAGAUCUGCCUGAUAGUCACUUGCUGGCUUGGAGGACUCUUCUCUUGCUUGUUGUUUAUUCAGUAUGCCUCCCAAUCCUGUACACCCGAACCCAUUCCUUCUUAUCAUCAGGUUUACAAGAGCGUAAAUAUCUCUAAUCCCAUUACGACUACACAAGCUCAGGAGGAAAAGCCCAUCCUGCUGCUGUGGAUUUGGCCUGAAAACUACAGGUGGGACUUCAGAGACUGUAAAACCAUAUACAACAUCGACGGCUGCCAUUUGACUGAUGACAGAAACCUUUACAACCAGGCGGACGCGGUCCUUGUUUUCCACAAAGCUAUCAAAUGGGACCUGUCCAACCUUCCACCGUCUCCUCGGCCUCCAUUUCAAAAAUGGAUCUGGUUUCACGUAGAAUCGCCGACCAACACCCCAAGGAUCCCUGGCAUGGAGAAGCUUUUUAACCUCACACUGAGCUACAGACGGGAUGCCGAUAUUUCCGUGAGGUAUCGCCUCAACCUCAACAAGAAGCCAAACAAGGACUUCGUUCUCCCAAAGAAGGACAAGCUCCUGUGCUGGUUCGUGUCCAACAUGAACCCCAGUACCGGAGUAGGGGUCAGGAUGAAGUACUACAACGAGUUAAAGAAGUAUAUCACAGUGAGUAUUUUUGGAAAAAUUGCUGGAACGCGCUUGAAAGAUGAAGAAUACUACUCCACGUUGGCUAGCUGUAAGUUCUACCUCUCUUUUGAGAACUCUGUCCACAGGGACUACAUCACGGAGAAACUAAAUGGUCCUCUCGUGGUUGGGACCGUCCCCGUUGUUUUGGGGCCUCCGAGAGAAAAUUACGAAGAGUUUACUCCGGGUAGUGCCUUCAUUCACAUCGAUGACUUCCCAAACGCUGAAGCUCUGGCUAAAUAUCUGCUUCAGCUGGACCAAGACAACGAAGCAUACAUGCGCUACUUUGACUGGAGAAAACACAUCACGGCGACGCCACAUCUGAUCGUUUGGAAUCAAGAAUUUAUCAUAUACAUCUGUCACGCCUGUGAAUAUAUCGGAAGGCACAAAGAGUAUAGAGCUGCAAAAGACAUCUACAAGUGGUGGUUUUCAUAAAGAAGAGCUCCAACACUUUUUAUUAAGCAUAAGGGCUGGGCUAAGAUUUUUUUAUAAGCUGGUUAAUUCCUGAUAUCGUAUACAUUCAUGUUAGCAUACAAGCUUCACUUUUCAUUACAGUGCCACAAGAUGCAACACAAAAUAGGAUUGAAUUAUAAAUAAAUAUAUAUGUCAUCACUACAUACAUGCAUUAAUUAAAAAGAAUGUUAUAUUAUCCGUCAUUAGUGACACUACUUAUUUAUUUUAUUUCUUACUUUAAAAAUGAAAUCUGAAGACAUUACAGCAUUUGUUAAUACAUAUUACAUUACAUAUUACACUGACAACUACAAUUAUUAAUUAUUGGAAUUUAGUUUCUAUGGCAUUGCAUCAUAAAAAAGAAAAAAAUAAUAAUAAAGAAAAAAAUAUAAUGUCACAAAUUUUUAUUAUUAAUACCAUCUUACAACUUACACAUAAUGAGGCUUUUUUACAUUAAAAAUCAUUUUUCAUUUCAAAAAUAAAUUUAGACUUUUUUUUUUUUUAACUUGAACUCAGUGAUGACAUUUUUAUUUAUUUGUAUUUUCAAAUUUUAAAAAAUAGUAAUCAUUAUUCAAAGAUUCCUUAAUAAUUAUGCACUAGGCAUACAGGUAUACAGGGAUACUUCAUCACAUUAAUUGAGCCUUACGAAGCAUUACGAAUUCAGGAAUUAGUAAAUAAGUCUAUCUCAUGACUGAGCCACACUGAUUUAUAAAUAUGAGCAUCACCAAAAGUGUUGCUGAAGUGUUUUUAACAUAAAGGGAGAGUAUUUAUGUCUUUUUUUUUUUUAAACUUGAAGAUGCUAAUGAUUUCCACAGUUCCAUUUGUAAGCACGGCUCAACUGAUCCCACCACCUCUCAUGAGAUAAAGUCGGUCUACAUCGAGACUCUUCUCAGUUAUGGUGGAAUGAAACUUCCCACUGAUGUCAGAACAGCUGAGUGAAGACCUACCUGUUCCUCAAAUACAUGAACUAGAACUUUAUAGAUUAAAUAAAAUGAGAAAAAAAAACGGCGCUAUAUUUCCUCUCGAGAGAGUUUUAGACAUGUGGUGUGUUUUGUCUGUGACCUAGCGAACCAGUAUCGAUGUUUUCACUGAUAAAGAUCUUUGGCAUGUGGCUCUGGAUAAGCCAAAAUGCCGUACAUGUACAGAUAUUCAGAAAUAGCAACACAACCUACAGUGACUUUAUUAUGAUCUAUUGAUUUGUUCAUGGAAAACUCAAGUGAUAUAAAAGCUGUAAUGGUUGAGUAUGGACAUUUUUUCCCCCUCUGUAACUACACUACGACAAUCCAGAGAACAUGGACUUGAUCCAAACUCAUGAAUUAUUUGCAAGAGAAUGCACAGAAACAAAUGGGAAUUUUACAGUGAUGUAAUUGAAGGCGUAGAAUGUAUUUUGCAGGCGUGAUUUUUUUGGUUUGUUUUGUUUUUAAGUGUAGAUGUAUUGAUUGUCUGGUAUGUUGGGGUUUCCUGUUCUUCCGGGGUUUUUUGUGCCUGACUGACAAAGAUUUUGAUGCUCACUGCACGCCACUUUUGCCGUGUUGUUUGUGUUGGACUGAAACAGUUUCCAGUGUAAAGGUGACAUCUGUUCAAUUCAAUUUCAUUUUUAUAGAGCUUAAAAGAAAGGACAACUGUCUCCAAGCAGGAAUAUAAAUAGUCACAAUAAAAAGUUGAACGUUGAAAUUUAUCUUUAUCCCUAAUAUGCGAUCCAGAGGCAACAUCUGCUCUUGUCUAUCAUCUCGCAGCACAAGCAAUCGAAAAGUAGGUCACUUCCUAAAACUUCAUAAUGCAGACGACGAAGAAGAGUAUCAGAGAAGUGUGAGACUUGCGGUGGUUUCAGGGUUUGGGUUUGUCGCAUACAUGCAGCCUUGUGGUCAUGUGACCAUCAUUGGAACAGAGCCAAAAGUCCUACAGCGAGCAUGUGUAUUAUAAACUCAAAACAAAGAAGCUUCUGUGUCAUGAAGGCAAGCAUAUAUCACCAAGACACACCCAAUUUCAAAACCGCUAAUCAUUAAUGGAUAUCCCUUCUGAAUAUAUUGAGUUUUUCUAAGCAGAUGUUUACUGGCUUUUCAGGCAGGUUCCUCACUUGUUUUUUUACUUCAUGAUUAUGGCAUGUGUUUAACGUAUCAUACAAUUUUGCUCAUGUAUUUGUUUCAUCCUGGAGAGGAGCUAAAGGGUGCUGGAACAGAUAUUACUGUCUGACUGCUGCUUAAAUGAUAGAAAUAAACUUAGAGAUCACCUGAAGAUAAGAUAGAUUAAGGUGUUUGGCCUGUAACUUGCAAACUACAGGGUUUUUUUCCCCCUCUCCUUGACCUUUGGCAAAUGUGCAAUCUAUGUAUGAAGUUCAUAAAUGUGCUUUAUGAGAAGAUCAUGUCUUUAUUUACAGAGUGAUAUAUAAUAUAAAUAUAAUGAAUAUAUAUAUAAUAUAUAUAUAUAUAUAAUGAAAUAUAAUUUUUUACACAGCAUCCGUCUUUGUGGUAUAAAAUAAUAAAAGAUAUUUUCCAAACCGAAACGGUUACAAUCACACUACUUACACUUGUUUGUGGAUCGUAAAAGGCAAAAUAUUUCAAUCGCAACAGAAUUGAAAUACAAAGGUUGUGUUUUCUUAGUUGUCCAGUUUGAGCAUCUGCAUGAACAAAAAUACUUCUGAAUACUUCUUUUUAUUUUACCGAUGACAUCAAAUCCAUCAGGGUUAAAGGUUAGGGUUUAGGGACUGAAAGAGCCUCCAUUUCUGGAACAAUCUACAUGGAAAAACAAAUCACACCAGUAAAUACAUCCUGAAUGUUGUUCGAAUAAUAAACGUUACCAACAACUACUGUGUUUUAUGUUAUCACAAGAGAGAGACCUUAACCUUUUAAUUGUAGCGGUUGUUAGCGCUUAUUAUUAUACACUUUUGUGACACGAUGCAUUCGAAUCUUAUUUAAAAAAUGCAGAAACAAUAUUCUAAACAAAUGACCUUUUUUUAAGCCUCUUACCUCAGCUCCUGUUCUUGUCUCCAUUUCAAAACCCUGUUUUGCUCUGUUUUAAAACAACAACAAUAGACUUGUGCAAUAUUUGACAUACAGCGUUUUAUCCUGACAGAAAACUCCGAAAAGCAUU
Hemibagrus wyckioides is the source of this 4618-nucleotide messenger RNA. Its product is annotated as 4-galactosyl-N-acetylglucosaminide 3-alpha-L-fucosyltransferase 9-like. Bases 401 to 1513 code for a protein of 370 amino acids. Gene Ontology annotation, cellular component: membrane. Gene Ontology annotation, molecular function: alpha-(1->3)-fucosyltransferase activity. Lineage: Eukaryota; Metazoa; Chordata; Actinopteri; Siluriformes; Bagridae. The transcript is spliced from 2 exons. The record is from RefSeq and is a predicted model, not a curated record.